CGCUCUCGCGGGAAAGCAGGGAAGUCGGAGAACUGGAGAGAUGGGGACCCUGGGGAGGUGGCGGAUCGGAGUCUAGGCGACGGGGCGAGACGGGGCCGGUAGGUGGUGGGAGGGGGCCGGGCCGGAGCCGGCAGGAGGGCCAGGCCCGGAGGCCCCCACCCUGGCGUGCCCGCCCCGGCCGCGGCUGAGGAGGAGGAGGAGGAUGAUCUCCAGAUACACUCGGAAGGCGGUGCCACAGAGCUUGGAGCUGAAAGGAAUAACAAAACAUGCUCUUAACCAUCAUCCCCCUCCAGAGAAGCUGGAAGAAAUUUCCCCCACCAGUGACAGCCAUGAGAAAGACACAAGUUCCCAAAGUGAGUCUGACAUCACAAGAGAAUCACCUUUUACAUCAUCCGACACUGGGAAUUCACGGUCUGCUUUUCCAAGUUAUGCAGGCGGAGGGAUAUCUACUGAAGGCAGCUCGGACUUCUCCUGGGGAUAUGGUGAACUUAAUCAAAAUGCCACUGAAAAAGUCCAGGCAAUGUUCAUGGCCAUUGAUGAACUCUUGUAUGAGCAGAAGUUGAGCGUGCAUACCAAGAGUCUACAAGAAGAGUGCCAACAGUGGACAGCCAGCUUUCCUCACCUCAGGAUUCUAGGUAGGCAGAUCAUCACUCCAAGUGAAGGUUACAGACUGUAUCCUAGGUCCCCUUCUGCUAUUUCAGCUUCAUAUGAAACAACCUUGUCUCAAGAAAGAGAUUCUACUAUAUUUUGUAUAAGGGGGAAGAAGUUACAUUUUUCCUCUUGUUAUGCUCAUAAAGCAUCUUCCAUUGCCAAAUCCUCUAGCUUUUCUUCUAUGGAGAAAGAUGAGGAAGACUCUAUAAUUGUCUUGGAAGGAAUACUUGAGGAAUACCUAGCAUUCGACCAUACAGAUAUGGAAGAGGGAUUUCAUGGGAAGAAAUCAGAAGCAGCUACAGAGAAACAGAAAUUAGGGUAUCCUCCCAUUGCUCCGUUUUACUGCAUGAAAGAGGAUGUCCUUGCUUAUGUGUUUGACAAUGUAUGGAGCAAGGUUGUGAGCUGUAUGGAGCAGUUGACACGUAGUCACUGGGAAGGAUUUGCCUCUGAUGAUGAGAGUAAUGCUGCAGUUACCAGACCCAAUUCAGAAAGUCCCUGUGUGCUGAGUGAACCACACCCUUUGGUGUUACCACGAGUGCCACAGUCUAAGGUGCUGUCCAUCUCAAAUCCGAUGAGUCUCUGUCAAGCAAGCAGUCAUCAGCCAAACAUGAAUGGUCUCUUGGUUCACGGGAUGCCUCUACAGCCAAGAAAUCUCUCCCUAAUGGACAAGCUCCUAGAUCUUGAUGACAAGCUACUUCUGAGGCCUGGGUCCAGUACCAUCCUUUCAACUCGAAAUUGGCCAAAUCGAGCUAUGGAGUUUAGUACAUCAUCUCUGUCAUACACAGUGCAGUCCGCCAGGAGACACAAUCCACCACCACGAACCCUGCAUCCGAUCAGCACCAGCCAUUCAUGUGCUGGAACACCAAGACCUGUGGAAGAAAUCCUCAGAGGAACCCGAGUAUGCAGUUGCACUCCUGUUGCCCAGGCUGGGAUGCAAUGGCAUGAUCAUGGCCCACUACAGCCUCAACUUCCUGGGCUCAAGUGGUUCUCCCACCCCAGCCUCCCAAGUAGCUGGGAUCACAGCCCGGUGGCAGCUGACUUGCUUUCCUCUCCCUCACCAAUGCCUCUGAGUCGAAAUAAUCUACUACCACCUAUUGGCACAGCUGAAGUGGAACAUGUGAGCACUGUGAGGCCACAAAGACUGAUGAAACCCCAUGGUGAUUCCAGCAGAGCUCGAAGUGCAGUGGUGGAUGAGCCUAACUAUCAGCAACCCCAAGAAAGGCUCCUUUUGCACGACUUUUUCUCCAGGCCCAACACAACUCAAUCAUUUUUGCUGGAUACACAGUAUCAUCGCUCAUGCGCAGUUGAGUAUCCUCAUCAGGCACGACCUGGUAAGGGAUCUGCAGGUCCUCAGUUACAUGGGUCUACAAAAUCUCAAAGCAGAGGUGGACCAGUCUCUCGAACCAGGCAGGGACCUUAAGGCAAAUGAGAAGAACCUAUCAGGCUGCAGAAAACACGAGAUUUCAUGAAGCAGUGUUCAGUCAUCAAGUGAUGUAGAGCUUGUACAGAAGAUUGAUUAGAAACCAUCUUCAUGAAGAGUGAUUUUGGCACAAGUGACUGAAGAACAAAACAGCAUUAUCUGCCAAAAAUGACAUGAGUGUUGUUUCUACCUCCAGUUACUCUUUCAGCAUAAAUUAACCUACUCCAUUGGAAAGGAAAGUUUGUACCCAAAGAUGCAACAAUGAAUAAUACCCAAAUAAUUGCUCAUGUUGUCUCUUAACAAUGAUCAGUUCAAUUAUAUAGGAUUUGAUGAGCUCACACAUACACAAAAAGCAGCAAAUGAUCAGUGACAAUAUUACUGGCUUCAGAAUACUUCAGCUUGUGCUCAUUUCUGGAGAGUUAUACUGUUUUAAAUCAUUUUGCUGUCAAAAAUCUGACCUCAUCAAAUAGAUGUCAUUCCUAAAGCUCUCUUUAGAUGUCCUACCCUAUCAGCAUAUUAAAAUGGAAGGAGUGUGUACCUAAAGACAUACAUGUUAAGCAUUGGUGUAAAGUAACUUUUGUAAUAAAUUAUAUUGCUUUUUUUGUUCAGAUAGGACAGCUCAACCUUAAAAUGCCUACCUGAUGCCAGGUUAUGCUUAUUUUCUUACUAAAGUAUGUUACUGGUCAUAUCUUUUUUCCAAAUAUUAAAUGUACCUUGCCAGAUAUUCUCCUGCAACUCUAAGGAAGUCAAUUAAAAAAUAAUUUGUAGAAUCUACUAGUGAGCCACCAGAGUAUAAUUCCUUAAAAGUUUAAGAAAACCUGAAAAUUAAUCCAGCAUAAACAUAUCCUAUAGACAGCAGGAUAUGGGUAUGGAGGAGGAGAGGUUUGACUUUCUGGUUUUACUGUGGACCUUUUCCUAAGGGCACUCAUGAAUGCAGCAAUGGCUUUAACUAUGGCUUAAAUUUAUUUUAAAUUUCACUAAAAUACUAAUCUUAUGCCAAUUUUAGAUCUUAUUAAUUUUCAGAAGAGUUAAACACAAAUAAUCAUAAAUUAGGGUAACUAUUAUACCAAGGUGUUCUAAUGCUAUCAUAUGAAGACAGAUGCUUCAAACAACCUGCAUUAAGUUAUAUUUUUAAUACAAUUAAAAAUUACUUUUAACCUA
Callithrix jacchus (white-tufted-ear marmoset) is the source of this 3232-nucleotide messenger RNA. RefSeq names its product family with sequence similarity 149 member B1 (gene FAM149B1). Gene Ontology annotation, biological process: cilium assembly; protein localization to cilium. The record is from RefSeq and is a predicted model, not a curated record. Lineage: Eukaryota; Metazoa; Chordata; Mammalia; Primates; Cebidae.